Lates calcarifer (barramundi perch) is the source of this 1450-nucleotide messenger RNA. It is a transcript of the gene pdgfrl, whose product is annotated as platelet-derived growth factor receptor-like. NCBI's taxonomy places the organism in Eukaryota, Metazoa, Chordata, Actinopteri, Centropomidae. The transcript has 6 exons. Bases 306 to 1277 code for a protein of 323 amino acids. The record is from RefSeq and is a predicted model, not a curated record.
UUUUCCCUUUUCCCCUCAGUCUGUGAGGAGGAUGGAGCUGGAAAUCUAAACAGGGCAGCUGGAGCCUGCAGAGUUCCAGUGAAGCUCCGACCCUGACCUUCUUUCCCACUGAGCCCGUCACCAAACCUCCCUGAUCUCUCAGUCACUCCUCUGACCAUCACAUCAGCACACCAUGAAGAUCUGGGUUGUGCUUUGUUUGGCACUGCUUUGGUUGGAGCUCCACGGUGGUAAGUGACUGCCAACAAGUCAAGCGAAGAAAAGAUGUAGGAGAGAACCGCAUCAGACCAGGGGGGAAGCGGGUGAAGAUGCGACACCCCAAAAUUAAGGAUGGAGGGGGGAAAGGCCAGUCCCUGCUGACCCAGGUCUUAGAUAAGGGCCGCUUCCUUCGCCUAGGCCAGAGCACAACUCUGACUCCAGGGAAGAACAUAGAGCUGCGCUGCAAAGGCAACAACAUUGGGUGGUCGUACCCGACCUACCUGGACACCUUCAACGACUCACGCCUCAGCAUCAAGCAGAGUGACAAGUACGGUCAGCUGAUCCUGACAUCACCUUCUGCUGCUGACACGGGGUCGUACAGCUGCUGGGUGAUAGUGUGUGAUGGGACAGAAUGUGAUAAGGACCACGAACGCACCUAUGUCUCUUACGUCUAUUUCAUAGACAAAGACAACCUCUUCGUCCCCUCUGCCAUCCACUUUGAGAUUGUGUACUUGCGCCCAGACAGUCCCGCUGUGGUGCCCUGUCGUGUGACCGACCCACAGGCCAUAGUGACCCUGCACAGAGAAGUCCCUCCAGAGGAGAUCACAGCCAACGACACACUGGUGACCUAUGACCCCACCAAGGGGUUUGUCUUGCAGAGCCCCAGUUCAGAACACCAGGGAGUCUUCUACUGCAAGGCUGUGACCAAGGGCACCCCUCAGAUCUCUGUAAAGUACCAGCUACUCUAUGUGGAGGUUCCCAGUGGUCCACCAUUUGUGGGCCUUGAAGCGUCUCCAGAGUCUGUGAGAGGAGGAGACAACCUCAAUGUAACCUGCACCGUGCUGGGGGAGCCAGAGGUGGACGUGAGCUUCACUUGGUCUUAUCCCGGUCAGGACCGUCGUCCCGUUCACAUCUCCACUUCGUGGCGGCUGGUUAACAGAGGUAUGGGCCACACCACACGGGUCUCCCAGAGUGUCAUGACUGUAGAGGACAUGGAGACCAUUGACUUUGGAAAGUACAUCUGUAAAGCCAAAAAUCCACACGGUGAGACAAUCCUGAUGAUCAACAUCAUCUCCAAAUAGUCCCAACAACAGGCCUGGUGUUGUGUUGUGUUUGAUGUUGCAGUGUUUUUGACAUAUUGUUAAGAUGUUAAUGUAACACACUGACCAGUGAGAUGAAAUCAACAUGUAUAUACUUAAAAUGGAUGUAUUUUUAGAUUGCAGAGGGUAACAAUAAAGGUUUGUUAUGAACUUCA